Molecule: messenger RNA, 7161 nt
Organism: Boleophthalmus pectinirostris (great blue-spotted mudskipper)
Lineage: Eukaryota; Metazoa; Chordata; Actinopteri; Gobiiformes; Gobiidae
Gene: fbxo46
Product: F-box protein 46
Exons: 5
Coding region: 647-2857 (736 amino acids)
Biological process (GO): intracellular signal transduction
Molecular function (GO): protein binding
Source: RefSeq, a predicted model, not a curated record
CGUCCCCGAGCGAGAUGCCUGGGGUUUUAGCGAGUCCCCGUUUUGACACCGAGUAUUUUGGUAUCCCCCCGGACGAGAACACACCGUAAAAAUCCCCGUGUCACCUCCGAAUAAGACACCGGGGACAGGAGCGAGAGACGAGGGCUUCCACGGCCAGCUGCGAGCCCCGCGGAGCCCCAAACCCCGGGAGCCCGAAAUGCCCGAAACCCGCGCGGAGCCGCUAGAAUCUCGACGUUAGUUUAGCAUUUAGCCACUUAGCUUUAGCCCCGCAGGAGAGUUCACUCGUGUCACCUGCCCCGUGUUUCCCCCCCCACGCCGAGUCAACAAUGCGGGGAUAAAACCUCCGCCGACAUCACCCGCGGACGAAGUUACAAACCAGAUCACGACACGGUAGAGACGGGACAAGGACAAGACCUCACGCCUCAAGAUCUCUGAGGACAAAACAUGAGAAAAAUAAUCUCGUAAAAUAAUCUCCCAUUUGGAUCGGACGAAAAAGCGUUAAGAGUUGGUCAGUUGCAGAGUGACAACAAAAAUAUUCAGUGAAGUCCCCCCCUCGCGUCCGUCCGUCUGUGCCCCGGUGGGAGGCUCCGCUCUGGGGGGAGGAUGAUGCCGUUGCUCCCCGCUUAGGCCCGUCGUCCCGGGGCUGAUGGAGCGAGACGCCUUCUCCCACAUCCGGCUGUGGUGCCCCCGACCCUUCGGCACCUACACCCAGAACAAGCCCCGACCCGCGGGCACCGUGAGCGCGACAGGGCCCGCUCCGGCGCCACCUGUCUGUUCACGUCUGGCUGACGCUGCAGGGGGAGAUGGCUGUAUGCUCCCAGAGGACAGUGUCUCUGAGGGGGACGUGGACGUGGAGAACACCCCCCCGGAGCCGGAGGUGUCCCCGGCCCCGGCGCCUCAGAGCCAGACCCCGGCUCCCUCCGUCUCCGCCCCGACCGGAGCCUCGACGUCUGCGGCUCAGGUGGAGGAGGGCAGGGUGCUGCUGGACACGUGGUACGUCAUCAAACCUGGAAACACCAAGGAGAAGAUCGCCUUCUUUGUGGCUCAUCAGAUCAGUGGAGCUGGACAGGCUCGACCCAGCGCCAUGAAGGUGAAGGGAAACUGGGCGACCGACUGCAGCAAAGCCAAACGCCGCCGCCGCUGCUCCUCCUACGACCCGCCCACUCGCUCGGCCCCGCCCACUCCGGCGCCGUCUGCUGAGCGGAGCCUCGAGGACUCAACGACUCUGAGCGAGACCGGCCAGACCGGACCUGGACUCCACGAGACCGGACUCCACGAGACCGGACUCCACGAGACCGACCUGCUGUCUGUGGCGGAGAUGGUGGCCUUGGUGGAGCAGCGCACCGCUUUGGCCCUGCAAGGCAUCGUGGGACUGCACGGGUCCCUCCCCCAUCACCACCUCGACCAAUCACACGCCUCCAAUCACCAGCUUCUCCGAGGGACAGUUUCAGACCCGACUCCUGUAGUUUUCGUCCCUAAUCCCUCCAAAACCCCGCCCGACUCCUCGUCUCCGAUCCAGACGGACCAGGAGCUGGAGGAGCAGCAGGAGUCGUGCAGAGUGGCUGAAGCCAUCGCGCAUUUCGAGUCUCAAAACCUGGAAAACCGUUUAAAUUUAGGACAUGGAAUCGAUUCUCAAAAAGACAAAGACGACGGCGUUAAAGGUGCUGGCUCGGGCUCUGCUCCUCCGCAGCCGUCGCACAGUCACGGAGAAGUUAGAAUCGCGUUUAGAGUCUCAAAUAUCGACUCUCGAUCGCAGUUAGAGCCAGCCGGACGGUCGCGGUGCAUGUUCAUGACGUGCGGAGGCGGCUCUGGCCAGUCCAACGCUCGCUCCAAAGAAAAGAUAACGUGUGACCUGUACCAGCUGGUGAGCCCUUCGUCGCGUGACCCCAGUAGCCUGCUGUUAGCCGCUACGACCGCUGCGCCCAAACAAGACGGCGACGCGAGCACGGACUCAAACUCCGCAAACGGCUCGGAUUCCAAGCAGGAACACGGCGCCGCGGAGAAGAAGAGCAGAGAGAGAGUGACGGGCUUUCACGUGGAGGUGGUGGUGACCGGAGCCGUGGACCAGUGCGUGUUCUACGGCAAAGACAGCACCGAGAACGUCCAGGAGGAGACGGUGUGUUUCGCCGUGCAGUCCUCCGCGUCGGCGCCGGGGGGCGAGCAGACGGACGACCCGCCUCCCGGACAGCUGUUCUUCCUCCAGCGCGGCCCGGACGAGGACCUCAAAACCGCCAACGCCUGCAACAGCGGCGCGGGGAAAGCCGUCGAGUGCGUGAACAACAACAACAACAGCGGUUCUAUCGGGAACGCCGAGAACGCCAGACCGGAAUCGCCGAUAGUCACGGAGGAAUGCGCUGACUCGUCCCUGUGCCGUCUCUACCGCCACGUCUCCCACGACUUUUUGGAAAUCCGCUUUCAGAUCCAGCGCCUCCUCGAGCCGCGUCAGUACAUGGUCCUCCUCCCGGAUCACAUCAUGGUGAAUAUUCUGAGCUACCUGCCCACGCGCUCGCUCGCCGCCCUCAAAUGCACCUGUCACUAUUUCAAAGCGCUGAUCGAGACGUACGGCGUGCGCGCUGUCGACUCGCGCUGGAACCAGGACCCUCUGUACCGGGACGACCCGUGUAAGCAGUGCAAGCGGCAGUACGAGCGCGGGGACGUGUCGCUCUGCAGGUGGCACCCCAAACCUUACCACCACGACUUGCCUUACGGGAGAUCUUACUGGAUGUGCUGCCGGCGCACGGACAAGGACACGCCGGGGUGCCGGGUGGGGCUCCACGACAACAACUGGGUGCAGCACUCGGCCGAGGGGCAGGCGAUCCGGGCGCGGCGGGACGAGCGGCGGGAGGAGGCCAGGUAGAGACGGCAGGAACAAAACAGGAAACGGAACAGAAACGCACUUCGAUAAAACAAAACGACAACGCUUUUACUAUUCAAGUCUCUGCUCCGAAUGUGCUGAGGGAGUCUGGUCUCGUUCAAACGCUCGGCGCGGCUCGGCUCGGUUUAGAACGGGUUUACACUGGAGCUAAAAAGACCCGUGAAAGUAAAAAUCUACUCUCUGAUCCAUUUUCUAACAUCGUUUCCUCAUCACAAACAGACCUGGAGUUGUGUUUUGCUUCAUUCGCACAUGUUUAACUCACAAACUGUACACAUUUACGCCGAGUUCUUCUCUCAAAGUGGAAAAAAAACACAAUACGGAAAGAGCUCCACUGUGUUUUUAAACUCCACACACCUUCGCUAGAGUCAUUUGUAUCAUUUGAGUCCUGGAAUUGCCGAUCUCUACGGAACUAAACGUAAAAAUUUUGAGUUUGACAGACAAAUGAAACAAAACAAAACUCCAGCUCUGUUUUUGAGUCCAUUUUGUGCAAUAAUUUCCAUUUUUACUCCAUUUUCUGAGUCGAACUCGCCAUUAAAAACACCCAAACCGAACCCCGACGUUUAAACAUGCCAUUAAAUUUGAUAAUCUCCAUGGAGACGAGCAGGCGACGCGUACAAGUCCAGGGUUUUUUUUUUCCACGUGUAACUGGAUAAACGAAAGAUUACACAGUGUGACUGUUAACUAAUCAGGUCUUUAUCGAGUUAGUUACAGUAAAAAAAUAAUAAAAAUAAUAAUAAUGCAUCAGUUUUAUAUAGCGCUUUCUUUUGGACGCUCAAAGACAAUGGAAGAGAAUUUGUUCCGUUUAGAUUUUGAGUUUUAAACAUAGCUGAAUUUCUCUAAAGCUCUAAAAAAAAAAAAGAUGUUUGAUUUAUUUUUAUUCUGAAUUUGAGUUGCUGAAAUUCACAAUAAAAAUGUCACCUUUUAAAUAUUCAGCACAGAUAUUUUCAAGAGUGUAAAACAGACCUUUUUCACAGUGACCUAAAGGUUUGUGGAACGUACAGUUAAUGGUUUUUCGUGUCAAAAUGUGUCUGUAAAAUGUGUGUGUAAAUGUGUGUCGUAUUCUCCAGCGGCUUCAUAAAUGGGCUCUCUGGAUUGUGGGGCGUGCAGAUUGUUUUUUUGAUGGGGUCGGAGGCUUUUGAGUUCGUCUUAUGGUGCGGAAAAUACGUUUAUCACGACCGUAACAUUCGUUUAGUUCGGGGGUGGGCAAACUGCGGCUCUUUAAACUUCUUAAUCUGGCCCGUCGACCUUGAAGAACAAUAAUAAUAAUAAUAAUAAUAAUAAUAAUAAUAAUAAUAAUAAUUUUCAGUGUUUUUCAAAGUCAUUUCAAUAAAUAGUAAACACCUUGGGAUUGAAAGACAAAUAUUUAGUUGUAGAGUUUUGUAAUGAUUUUCAAUUAUGGGAUAUUUUAAUGGGACAUGGGACAUAUUUUCUACAAAUCUCAUGUUAUUUUGUUAUGACAGGGGUGUCAAACUCAUUUUGGUCCGGGGGUCGUAUCCAACCGACUUUAAUCCCAAAGUGUCCGGAUCAGAAAACUCGUGUCAUAUAAACCCAAAAAAUAACAAUAAGUUCAAAUAUUUGUGCAGAGAAAUAAAAAUCUAUUACAGAAAUCUUUUUUUAAUUGAUGAACUCUUUCUUUUACAAAAUAUAAUAUUAUGAACAACCUGAAACUUUAAGAAAAACACAAUUUCAACACAAUGUUUUAACAUUAACUUGCAAAUAGGAAUAAGUCGAUUUUUCUUGUAAAAUCCUGCACUCGGCUCCACUUUUCUCAUGUUGGACAUUUUUCUGAUGAGGGUGUCACGGUCAACAGUCAAAACGAUCGUCCUUUAAGAGCGUUUGGAAAGAGACAAGUCUUCAUUUGUGCUGCUCUGGUGGGAGGGGCCACGUACAGAGACGCUGGAGACGCUGCUGUGAUAAACACCACAGAAAAUUAACAACAUUUUAAUAGAAAAUAUCGUUAAAAUAUUUUAGUAGAAAAUCACCCAAGGGCCACAUUAAAGGUCUUGGAGGGCCGGAUCUGGCCCCCGGGCCUUAUGUUUGACACCUGUGUCUUAUGAGGUAGACUGCCAAAAAAACUCCAUCCAUCUGCCCCUGGUUCAGCCCUUCGGUCAAAUUUUAGAACCCCGCGUGACCCUCGACUCAAAAGGUUUUGUUUUCACUCUGAAUCAUAUUUGAGAGUUUGAAAAUAUUUGUGCUGGAUAUUUAAAAAGUUAUUAUUUUUAUUUUUAUAUAUUGAAUUUUAAACACUUUAAACACUUUGACAUUCACAAUAAUUUAUAAAAAUAAUUCAAACAUGUUUUUUUUUUUUUUUCAGAGUUAAAAAAUUUAAAAUCUGAUGAAAAAAAUGAUCAGAACUGCAACACGAACUACAAUUUUUUAUGUUAAAAAAACUUCUAAACUGCGAUAUCUUGGUUUAUAAAAUCUCAAAACAACAUUUCAAACACCUGGUCUAGGAUUCGUCAUCUGUUUUAUUUUUUUUUCCUCCAAACCCGAGCCGAGCCGCGUUUCCGGAAGUUUCUGACCAGACGAAGCAGCUCCUCCGUUCACUCUGUCCUGAAGAUUCCGCGGGGGAAAGUCGCUCCGAUCCGGACUCCGCUCGUCCCGGGUGCUGUCGUCUGUGGAUUGUACCGCGAGCCUUGAUUUUUUUCGCUCAUUUACUCUGAAUGUCCCUCUCUCUUCACACCCCUAAAUGCUGCUGUUCUCAUGAUAUUAUGAUGAUGAUUAUGAUUAUUAUUAAAAUUAAAAUAGCCAUAUUCCAGUGGUUCGGUGACGCUCGGACUCUAAAGAUGGGAGAAUGUUCGGAGGAUUUUUAUCAAGAACGUCAAGUCUGCACCAAUCUGGGUACGUUUGUGAAUGGCGUUUUAGACUAUAGGUGCCUGCAGAGUUUUGUUUGGUUUUUUUUUGCCUUGGGAAAGUUUUAAAAUGUAAGAAAUUACCGAUAACGAUGGACAAAACCGAAAUUCCGUUUACCGAGAUUAGAAUUUCUGUCGAGACGAAUGGAAAAACAGUGCUUAAAGAGGGGGUAUUUUUGGCGGUUUCUCCCGUGUUUUAACGUUUCAUCGUCCAAAAAAAAGUAUCUGAAGAGUUUUUUUGCGUGUUUGAGUAAUCUAGUGAUCUCUGUGUGAGAUUUCUCCUUAAAUACAACAAUAAACAUGUAAAUUUUCCGUAAAUAAACAAAAACGUGACACAAAACCGCAGUAGUUUCGUUGGAGAGACGCACGGUGAUUGUGUUGUGAUAGCGCUCUGAAGGGGGAGCGACUUAGCAGCAAAACUGACACUCAUAAAACAUGUUAAUAUGUUAUUUUGGGCGAUUAUAGCGUUUGAAAAACAAUAAAAUUUGCUAAAAAAUGUGACGUGUUAUAAUAAAAACUCCACAGAAACACCUCAAAUACCUCCUCUUUAAACGCGACUGUUUAUUUUUUAAAAUAUAUUUAGUUUUUUAAUGUUUUUGUAAAAGUAUGAUUUGAAAUUUGAGUCUUUAUUUUAUUCUGGUAAUGGAACAAAUAAAUGUCUUUCUGCAGUUGUGAAACCAGGUCGAAACAUCAGAACAUCUUCAUGAGUUUCUUGGAAGUUUGGGCGUUUCUGUUUUAAAACUUUAAAGCGGCUGUACCUGAUUUUUUAUUUUUAUUUUUUUAUGUACUUAUAAGUCCACUGUGUUCGGUUUUACUAAUAAUUCCAAAGUAUUAUCGUCCGUAAAACCCGUCACUCUCGUGCUCUGUUGCUGUCGCAGAUCUAGAACGGUGGAUUUCACGUUCAGUUUCUUGGCGAGCGUUCAUGCCGCCGCCGUCGCCGCCGUCUCGGUUCGGGGGGUUUCCUGGUCUAAGUUUAAGUUUUUCAGAGUAUCAGCGAGUGAAAAGGUCGAACUAUUGCAUCGCUACGAACGAGAGGAAAAAGAAAAUGAAAGAGCAAAGCAAAAUAUUUUCAUAGGUCAGAUUUAUUUUGUAGGACUAAGAUAAUAAAUGUGUUUUGAACCCAGACGGACUGAACCAGGACUGAACCAGGACUGAACCAGGACUGAACCAGGACUGAACCAGGACUGGGUCUAAAACAGGACUAAACCAGGACUUAAACGGGACUCAACUGGAAUUGAACCAGGAAUGAACGAAGACUGAACUGGGGCUGAACCGGGUCUAGACCAGGACUGAAACAAGUCUAAAACAGGACUUAACCUGGUCUAAACUAGGUCUAAACCAGGACUAAAACAGGAUCAAAACUAGCUCUAAACCAGGUCUAAACCAGUACUAAACCAGGUCUAAAACCAGGUCUAAAACAGGACUAAAACCAGG